This is a messenger RNA of Trichomonas vaginalis G3, 2571 nucleotides long. RefSeq names its product protein serine/threonine kinase protein. Gene Ontology annotation, molecular function: protein binding; protein kinase activity; ATP binding. Bases 1 to 2571 code for a protein of 856 amino acids. The transcript has a single exon. The record is from RefSeq and is a predicted model, not a curated record. Lineage: Eukaryota; Parabasalia; Trichomonadida; Trichomonadidae. Gene Ontology annotation, biological process: protein phosphorylation.
AUGGAUGAACGUCCAACUCUAGAAGGCUAUGAGUUUACACUUAAGAUAAGUACUUCUCCAUAUAUGAAUGUAUGGAUUGUUAUAGAACAACAUUCAAAACAGAAUUUUGCUGUAGCUGUAAUUCCAAAUUUUCGAGCCACACAGAGAAGAUACAAACUCUUAGAAACUCUCAUAGAAACAUAUGGAAAACUCAAUCAUCCUGCUAUUGCAAUACCAGUUAAAUUCUUUUUACCAGCAGAUGGCAAAAAUACUUUGUUUAUUUUUUAUAACACAGAAGGAACUACUAGUGUCUACUCACAUCUUAAAAAGCAAAGAGCACAAUCAGAACCACCAUCACUUACCCUUCAACAAGUUUUUGUCUAUAUUAUCGCUUUAAUUUCAGCAAUUGCAUACUUACAUGACAACAAUAUAGUUUGUCAUGAUAUAUCAUCAAAACUGUUAGUAAUUGAUAAUGAUUCAUGCCCACAUCUCGUUGCUUACGGCCUAUAUCAAUUAUAUUAUACAGAUUCUGAAGAUAUGAAGCUUCUUGAAAUGACAGUUAUGCCACCAGAAUUGAGAUUUGAUUUCAGACCAUCAAAGAAAUCAGAUAUUUUCCAAUUUGGAACUUGCAUUUUUACAAUGUUCUCUCCAAAGACACUUGUAACCAUAGAAUCAAUAUUUCGAAGAAUGGUAGAAGUAAUGCGUCGAGGUUACACUCCAAUUGUUACAGAAAUGAUGCCUGGUUUCUUACAAUCAAUUUUAUUCCAAUGCUGGUGUAUAGAUCCAUUACAAAGACCUACAGCGAGAUUCAUUCAAAACAGACUUGUUUAUAAUAUCGAACUUUUCCUAAAAGGAGCAACAGAUCAGACUUAUUUUAAUUAUCUUAAUAAACUGAACGAUAAUGUCUCAGAAAAAUACUUCAAAAGCAUGGCUUUGAUUGCCAAUGAAGUUAAUUUACUCUCAAACAAAGGAAAGAAAUUGGCGAUACGAUAUAUCAUGUUACAAGAAUGUAUUCUCUCUGUUACCAACAGAAACAUAGACUAUACAUUCCGGCUGAUCUCUGAGCACGUCAAGCCGGCCAAAGAUAAAGAACAUAUUGUAUCGUUUUUCUUAACAGCGACGCAGUGCAGAUUCCUUAUGAUAAAAGAGAUCGCCGACCUAUUUAAUCGCUUGAUCACUUCUAUCCCGCAAUUCUCCGACUUGCCGAAAUUAUUUAUGUCAAAUUUUAUUAAAGCAAUCAUGUACGUUGAGCCUCUUCCGGAUUAUAUUGGUGCUGUCCAGUUCAUAUUCUUUCUGAAUAGGAUGGGUGUUUACAAAGAUCAAGAGCUAAUCCGAGAAUUUCAUUAUUUGUACGAAAAAACUCCGAACAAAAACAAUUUGUGUCUUCCAUUCUGUUGGUUUGCCAACUUGUUCUACGAAUAUGACUGUCCGAUUUACCAAUCUAUGAUCACUAUCCUGAAAAACCACGAAAACGAUGAUUUCUUUCCAGAGUGCUAUCGGAACUUUAUAAAGAAAUACAAUAAUUUCCAGAAAAAUAAGUUUGCCUUUUACACUACAACACUUCCUUCAGGAAUUUCAUCUUCAAAGUUCCGAAAAAUCGUAAAAAGUGACGCCCAAAAAGAAUUUAUUGAAUAUAUGAACAAGAAGAAAAGUGACGAAAAACUUAAGGUUUCCGCGGAUGUUUUUGAGCCAUGUCCUGUUAUAAAGGAAGAGUCAUUAGUGCACAUAUUCAUUGCCAUCUACGGAGCAAGUUCUAUUUGGUAUUCGAUGGUUACAAAACAUCCAAUAAACAUGCCGAAAGAAAAAAUUCUCAGAAAAUUUAUUCAAUACUGUGUUAUGGGCGGAUCCGAAACCAUAAUAACCAAUGCGAUGCAAAUGAGGUGUUCAAUGGAAGGAACACCACAAAUCGCAGCUGUUUACCACAGAAACGAAGUUUUCAUCAAUUUUCUAAGAGAUACUUGUGAUUUGACACUUCCCGACAAAGAUGGAAAACUCGUUAUAACAACAGCUGCUGCAUCAAACAACAUCUUUAUCUUGUUGUGCUGUUUGCAAUGCGGAAUGUCGAUAAACAGCAGAGAACCAUUUGGUUGGACACCUCUUCAUUCAGCAGCUUCAAAAGGAAUGGUAGAAGUAAUGGAAGUUUUGUUCGAAAUACAAGGUAUAGAUGUGAAUGCAAGGGAUAUUUGGGGGUGCACCCCCCUUCAUGUUGCAACUGACAAAAUGCAAAUUGGAGCUGUAAAAAUCUUGCUGAAAAAUAAAAAUAUAAAGCCAAAUAUGGUAAAUGAAGACGGGAAAACAGCGUUUAUCAUGGCCGUUGAGGGAGGAGAGCUCGAAAUUAUUCAAUUAUUUAUGAGCUCGAAGAUCAACAAGACAAUUGCAACAUCGAAAGGUAUGACAGCAUUACAUAUUGCUGCAACAAAGUCUUUGCAGGUUUUUGAACUUGUAGCGAAAAAUUCCGGAAUUGAUCACACUUCCCUUGAUAAAAAAGGAAGAUCGGCACUAGAUAUUGCUAGGGACUGUGGAAAUAAAGAGGUUGUAGAUGCUAUUGAGAACUAUAACCAGAAAUACGGUUCGAAAUGUAAUAUCGCUUAG